UCCUCCUGCUGCUCACACACAGCAGCUGUCAAACAAAACCGUUGAAGUCAGGUUCAGGAAAAUCAGUCAACGUUUUUCCACUAAAGAAGCCAGGAGGAUUGUGAACCGCUGCGGUUUCUGCCCGAGUUUGUUUUAAAAUGGCGGGAAAGAGCGAACCUAUCGUUAGUGUUAUCCCUGGGGAUGAGGGGAAGGAAAAGUUCAAAAAAAGUGAGAAUGUUGCUUUUUACAGGCGACAGACGCAGGGUCCCAACCUGAAACACAGACUUCUUUUGGAUUCCCAGGUGAUCAGUGAGAAGGGCGCUUACUUUGAACUGUUGGAAGAAAACACUAAGACCAGGCUGCUUCUCUCUUUGACCCCUUGCAAAAAUGACAUUGUAAGGAUUGUAAUAGAUGAGGCCCGACCCAUGAAGGCACGCUACCGAGCUCAAGAUGUGCUCACUGGAGAACCUCAGAGCGAAUGGUUGAGAGUGGAGAGCCAAACUAAGGACUCCAUCACUCUUUCCUGGUCCUCCGGACAUUACAAAAUCCGAGCGUGGCACUUCCCUCUCCGACUGGAGAUUCUGUGUGAGGAUGAAGUGAUGGUUACCUUCAACUCAAAGGACAAACUGUGGUUUGAAAGCUUACAGAAUAAACCCAGUGAGCUCCAAGAAGACGAGACCAGUUCACUAUGGAAGGAAACUUUUAGGAAGUUUGUGGACAUCAAAGCAAACGGUCCCAGCAGCCUCGGCGCAGACCUCUGCCUUCAUGGGUUCCAGCAUGUCUACGGCCUGCCAGAACACCCAGAGAGGCUGCAUCUCAGAGACACGAGUGAUGGAGAACCCUAUCGGCUGUACAACCUAGACGUGUUUGCCGCCGACUUGUACUGCCGGCUUGGCCUGUAUGGAUCCGUGCCUCUGAUGGUGGCUCACAAACCAGACAGGACCAUCGGUGUGUUCUGGCUGAAUGCAUCAGAAACUUUUGUAAACAUAAAGUACUCCACCAGUGACAAUCAGGAUGAUCAAACACCCCCAGUGAAGAGGAGGCGGCUGCGGCCUCAGACUGAUGUUCACUGGCUCUCAGAGAGCGGCGUGAUCGACUGCAUGGUUCUGCUCGGGCCCAGACCCCAACAGCUUUUCAAACAGUAUGCGCAGCUUACAGGGUAUCAAGCCAUGCCGCCACUGUUUUCCCUCGGUUACCACCAGUGCCGCUGGAACUACAUCGACGAGGCUGACGUGAAGGCUGUGGAUGCUGGAUUCGAUCGCCACAAGAUCCCGUAUGAUGUCAUCUGGCUGGACAUUGAGCACACGGACGGGAAGCGUUACUUCACCUGGGACCCUGCUCUUUUUCCCAAACCAGUGGGUUUGCUGAACCAUCUGGAGAAAAAGAACCGGAGGAUGGUCGCCAUAAGUGAUCCACAUAUCAAGGUUGAUCCUGAUUGGUCCCUCUAUUGUGAGGCCAGAGAUGGAGGACAUUUUGUGAAGGACAGAGAGGGACAGAUCUAUCGGGGCACAUGCUGGCCAGGCGAGUCCUCUUAUCUCGAUUUCAGCAAUCCUGCAACCCGAGCGUGGUACUCCAGGUGCUUCAGCUUCAAUAAAUACAAGGGAUCGACUGCUUCGCUGUUCAUAUGGAAUGACAUGAACGAGCCGUCCGUUUUCAACGGGCCGGAAGUGACAAUGCCAAAGGAUGCGGUGCACCAUGGGGGCUGGGAGCACCGGGAUUUGCACAAUCUGUACGGCUUUUACCAGCACAUGGCCACAGCUGAAGGCCUGAUAUCUCGCUCCGGAGGCUCAGAGAGGCCAUUUGUCCUUUCACGCUCCUUCUUCGCAGGAUCUCAGAGGCUUGGAGCAGUGUGGACAGGUGACAACAUAGCCACCUGGGAGUAUCUGAAGAUUUCAGUUCCAAUGGUUCUGAACCUGAACCUUGCCGGCAUUGCAUUUUGUGGAGCCGACGUUGGUGGGUUUGUGAAAGACCCGGAUCCAGAGCUGUUGGUGCGCUGGUACCAGGUCGCCGCCCUGCAGCCAUUCUUCCGAGGCCACUCUGCAAAUGACACAAAGCGACGUGAACCCUGGCUUUUCGGGGAGGAAGUCACUGCAGCAAUCCGCACUGCCAUCCAACAGCGCUACUGUUUGUUGCCAUACUGGUACACUCUCUUCCACUAUGCUCACACCUCUGGCCUGCCUCCAGUCAGACCUCUUUGGGUGGAGUUCCCGAAAGAGGAGGGCAUCUUCACCGAGGACAAUAAUUACAUGAUUGGGGGAGCUUUGCUAGCCUGUCCUGUGAUGGAACCAGGUGCUAAGACCAUCAAAGUAUUUCUUCCUGGAUCAGCUGAGAUUUGGUACGAUAUCCGCUCUGCAAAGGUGUACAAAGGAGGAAAGAGUUUCAGUCUCCCAGUCAACCUGGACUCUGUUCCUGUGUUUCAGCGUGGCGGCUCGGUGGUCUGCAGAUCAGCAGGAAGCGGCACGUGUACAGCCGAUUACCAAAAGCUGCCCCUGGAUGUCACUGUAGCCCUAAACUCCCAG
This is a messenger RNA of Cyprinodon tularosa, 2498 nucleotides long. RefSeq names its product neutral alpha-glucosidase C-like. Gene Ontology annotation, molecular function: alpha-1,4-glucosidase activity; carbohydrate binding. NCBI's taxonomy places the organism in Eukaryota, Metazoa, Chordata, Actinopteri, Cyprinodontiformes, Cyprinodontidae. The transcript is spliced from 22 exons. Gene Ontology annotation, biological process: carbohydrate metabolic process; N-glycan processing. The annotation marks the transcript as partial. The record is from RefSeq and is a predicted model, not a curated record.